AUGUACCUUGAAUUUGAUGAAGACUUUUACCAGAUUUAGAAUUAUGUCAAAUAAGUGAACUCAAAUCUUGUAGUGCUUCCUUAAUAGAACGUGGAAUCUGAGAUCGAGCUUUUCGAAAAAAUGAUUCUGCAAAUUAAAAUAUAUGGUUCAAAAAUUAUAGAGUUGUAUCAAUCACUAGACGAAAUAUGUCCAACUGAUAGAUAAAUAGAAGCCUUCAUCCCUUAGGCCAAGUUAGAAUAGAUUGAUUAUGAUCAAGUCUGGUUGGCUCUUAAUAAAGGGUUUGUGAAUGACACUUAUAAAGCAAUGGAUUUAAUGUAGCAAUUAGAUUAUUCGAUCAAAAUGAACUAAAGUUAAUAGCCAAAAUUUAUAGAGUUCUUAUAAAUAACAUGUAGAUGCAAGGAUAGAGAAUUGGAGAAAUUAAGUCAACUAUUCCCAAAUCAAUAUCCAGAAUCGUAUUUCAAAUAGAUCGAACAUCUGACUGAGAUGCUUCAUUAAUACAGUCAGAUGGUGCCUUUGUUGGUAUCUGAAAACGAACAUUUGAGAUAGGAAAUCGAAAUUACAAAAAGCAAUGAAAAUGAUGGAUAAAGCAAUGAAAUCAGUUAAUUACGAUAGCAUUUACAGAACAUAGAAAAGCAAUUGACCGAGACUUAAUCUUAGAAUGAAUACUAUUAAUAAAUGAUAAAGGCUGAGGAACAAGUAAGAUAGAAUAAAACUCAAUUAUAAAUGUUAUAAAUUGAUAAUUAAGAUUUAAUGUUCAAGAAUAAUACACUACAUGAGGAGAUCAAGAAUUAUUAGGAGUAAAUUAAGACUCAAAAUGAAAGUUUUGAUCGCAUGCAGACAGAAUAUAAAAAGAUUAUUCAGAAGAAAAAUCUAUAAAUUCAGGAAUUGGAGGAGAAAAACAAUCUGGAUCUAACAAUUAAAAAUAAUAACUAAGUUGAUAUAGAUUUAAUUCAACAAAAAAUUCAGUAAUUUAAAUAACUGUAUGAAUAAAAAAUAAAGCAUCUGAAUGGAACAAUUACUCAUUUGGAAUAGGAGAAUUUUAAAUUGAAGGAUUUGGUUAGAUCAUCGGCUUUGGAAGUGGACAGCUUGAGAUUACAGAUAGAGAAGAUCAUAUAAAGCAAUAAUAAGAAGACCUUAAAAUUGCCUAAGAAGGCCCAAUAGGAUUACGUUUAGUUAUAUCAAAAGUAUUAGGAGGUGGUGGAGAAGAAUGAACAAUUGAGUCAGCAAUUAUAUAGUCAAAUAUUAGAUGGCAGCGUAUUGUCCCAUAUUUGA
Molecule: messenger RNA, 1272 nt
Organism: Paramecium tetraurelia
Lineage: Eukaryota; Ciliophora; Oligohymenophorea; Peniculida; Parameciidae
Exons: 2
Source: RefSeq, a predicted model, not a curated record